Molecule: messenger RNA, 1061 nt
Organism: Dothidotthia symphoricarpi CBS 119687
Lineage: Eukaryota; Fungi; Ascomycota; Dothideomycetes; Pleosporales; Dothidotthiaceae
Exons: 1
Coding region: 496-741 (81 amino acids)
Source: RefSeq, a predicted model, not a curated record
GUCCUUUACUUCUACAGACCUUGAGCCCUUAGUGUUUCCAUACUGCGGUAGAAUGUGAGUGCCCAUCACCCCUUCCUUCCUUCGGCAUCUUGGCUAGUCACCUCCAUCGGUGUCCCCUGCUGCGGAUCUCACGAUCUCACCUAUCCAUCUUGCUCCCCACCUUUUGAUCCCGUCUUCUCUUUCCCGAUCCUCUUAACCCUUAUGCGUCAUCCCGGGGAGGCGCGUCGGGAUGCGGGCUAUAACUAAGAACCCAACCGUUUCUCCCGUUCCUUUCUUCAACAACACACUCAUUCGUCUUCCAUCUUCUUGUUCACCCGUCUUCUUUCGCAUUGCUGCUCUUCGGCUUUUGGAUAGCUGUCGUUCGUUCUUGUUCGCUUUGCACUCCACCAUCCAUCAACUUUGAGGUAUGUCGCUAUCCCUACUCCUUAGCCAUGUAUCUGCAUCCACAAUUUUUCCACUUUGAUUUACAUCCCGUCUCGCAAAUCUGUGUUGACAAUGCCAGGAUAUUUGCACCCAACCAUCUCACGUCUCGCUGCUUGCUCGAACUGUCCUCUCAUUGGACCUCUAAUACCAACGCCCAGUCACAUGGACAGCUCGUUGUCUGCCUACUCGGUGGGCGGACCAUCUACGAUGUCUCUCGCAUACAAGGUUGAAGAAUUGCUCGCGCUUCGCGACUCGGUCUCGGAAUCAGCUGUGUCGAUAGACAAGUUCGCCGAUGAGGACGUCAUCAAAGGUCAGUGAUCGAUCACUUCACCUUUCAUCCUUCACCAUGCAUGCCUCACCUCAUCACUCCUGUUGUCCUUGGCACACCGUUUAAGUCUCUUUGGCUCGCUCACCCACCAAACAUCGACAUUUCUGCUACCUCACCGAUCGAGCUCCCAACACAUGCCUCUCCCGUCUCCUCCUCUUGACCUGUCAACAUCAAGACUGACCAUUUUGUUCACUUAGAACACGUUUUGCGCCCGUCCGUAUCCGCCUCUGCGAACCUGAUUCGCGUCUCGUCGAGCAGGAGUCUACGGCCACCCAUCGCACCAGCCGCUGGAACUGCACCGCAGAAGAGA